Molecule: messenger RNA, 1294 nt
Organism: Pteropus alecto (black flying fox)
Lineage: Eukaryota; Metazoa; Chordata; Mammalia; Chiroptera; Pteropodidae
Product: HLA class II histocompatibility antigen, DR alpha chain
Exons: 5
Coding region: 111-875 (254 amino acids)
Biological process (GO): peptide antigen assembly with MHC class II protein complex; antigen processing and presentation of exogenous peptide antigen via MHC class II; immune response
Cellular component (GO): MHC class II protein complex; membrane
Molecular function (GO): MHC class II protein complex binding
Source: RefSeq, a predicted model, not a curated record
UUUUAAUCAGUCAAGACACUAUCAUACUCUCAAUUCUCUUUUCACUUAUUUUGUCUGUUCUGCUCCACACUUAGGCUCUACUGAUUCCCAUCAAACCACCCAAGAAGAAAAUGGCCGUAAUUGGAAUCCCGAUGUUUGGAUUUUUCAUCACAGUUCUCCUGAUGAAACUUCAGGAAUCAUGGGCUGUCAAAGAGAAUCAUGUGAUCAUCCAGGCUGAGUACUAUCUGACCCCUGAUGCAUCAGCUGAGUUUAUGUUUGACUUUGAUGGUGAUGAGAUUUUCCAUGUGGAUAUGAAAAAGACGGAGACGGUCUGGCGGCUUAAAGAAUUUGGUGAUUUUGCCAGCUUUGAAGCUCAGGGUGCACUGGCCAAUAUAGCUGUGGACAAAGCCAACCUGGACAUCAUGAUAAAGCGCUCCAACCAUACCCCAAACACCAAUGUACCUCCAGAGGUGACUGUGCUCCCAAACAACCCCGUGGAACUGGGAGAGCCCAACGUCCUCAUCUGUUUCAUCGACAAGUUCUCCCCACCAGUGGUCAAUGUCACGUGGCUUCAAAAUGGAAAACCUGUCACCACUGGAGUGUCAGAAACAGUCUUCCUGCCCAGGGAAGACCACCUUUUCCGCAAGUUCCACUAUCUCCCCUUUUUGCCCUCAACUGAAGAUGUCUAUGACUGCAAGGUGGAGCAUUGGGGUUUGGAUGAGCCUCUUCUCAAGCACUGGGAGUUUGAAGCGCGAACUCCACUUCCAGAGACAAAAGAGAAUGUGGUGUGUGCCCUGGGCCUGGUUGUGGGUCUGGUAGGCAUCAUUGUUGGGACCAUCUUCAUCAUCAAGGGAGUGCGCAAAGGCAAUGCUGUUGAACGCCGAGGACCUCUGUGAGGCACUUGCAGGUAAUGGACUUUCCUAAGAGAAGAAUGAAAGAUCAAUGAAGAGAUUUCUGCUUUAAUAUCUUUACAAACCUGGCAAUAUUUUAGUUGUUUAUCUCAGUGAAGACAACCAUUCUUCAGCACUUUCCAGCCCUUUAGUCAGUCUACGAAUGAUGAUGCCUUCUAGAUCUCUCCAUGCUCUAACAUCUAGUUAGGCUUCCUCGUCUGUUACUCCUUCCUGUAUCUGUUUUCCCUCCAUUUCCCACUAUCUUUUGUUGGCAUGCAAUGCCUCUAAAAUAGGCCCCAUAAGAUCCUUUUUCACUAUGGAAACUUUAAAAAUGUUCUAUGGGAGCAUCUCCUUUGUACUUAUUGCUUGAGGUUUCUUCAAACUGUGAUUGUGAUAUUUCCAACUAUAAUAAACUAUUGAAUGAG